Molecule: messenger RNA, 1626 nt
Organism: Cladocopium goreaui
Lineage: Eukaryota; Dinophyceae; Suessiales; Symbiodiniaceae
Source: the annotation of a GenBank genome assembly
AUGGAUUUCUCAUUUAGUGAGCAGGUGGACCGGCUCUUGGCCCAGCUGAAGGUGGACUUGUUGAGACACCACGAGCAGCACCGCCCAGCGCCUCCGGGCCCUGUGGGCCCUGCGAGCCCUGCGAGCCCAGCGCCACCGGCGCCUGUGGUCACGGCACGACAACUGCAGGAGCUGAGCGAUGGGCCUGGGCUCAUGGGACAGGUGCUCACAGACUCUGAGUCGGAUGACGAGCUGCAAUCGCCCACGCAGGUGAAGGAUCUAGCCGUGAAACCCAAGUCGGAGCCAAAGAUCUUCGCGGCGCCGUCCUCCGUGCCACCACCUCUGGUGACCGCGGAGGGGCUGCAGCGGAGUGGGAGCUCCGCCAUCCUCGCCGCUUCCGGAAACGCUGGGAGCGCUGAGAGUGAAAGUCCCCAGAGGAGGAGGAGUCUUGGGAGCAAAGUCUUUGGUAAACCGAGCUCGCAAACCAACCUUCCCUCGAAGUCCGACACCUCCUCGGAAGGCUUUGGGUCUUCGGAUGACGAGGAGGUCGCCCCCCAAAAAGCCCCACGGAGAACUGGGAGCGCCAUCCCUGAAUUCUUCAAGGCGUCAGUGGCCACCGAGAGCCGAUUUCGAGCCUUUGUGGAAGAUCCUGACUCCAGUAAUUUUGCUUUCUAUUUUGCCCAGCUGCAGUAUUGUUUUCUUCUCAUUACCAGUGGAACCAUCAUUUGGCAAGCGUCACGGGUGCCUGGGACGCCGAUGCUUCCCAACAGUUUGCACGUCAACAUUGUCCACUGUGUUUGUGAGGGACUCUUGUUCUUUGAUUGUGUGGCGCGUUGGUCUGUCAGUUACAGCUGCAAGAGCUACAUCCAAAAUCCUUAUAAUAUCAUUGACUUGUUGGCCGUGCUACCCUUGCCCUUGCGCAUCACCCUGGGCGUUCCUUUGCCUUCGAUGGAAGACAAUCUGGUGGUGCACGUCUUACUGGUGGGUUUUGUGCCUUUCAUCCGACUGCUGAAGAUGGUGAGACGUUUCCACAAGAUAGAAAUACUGCUGCAUGUGCUGUCAACCACCAUUGAUGCGUUGAAGCUCCUCCUCUUCAUGGUUUCCAUCAUUGUGCUGGCGUUUUCCAUUGUACUCUAUGUCGUUGAUGAUCCUCUGGAAAUUGACUCACUGUCCACGGCCAUCUACAUGUGUAUUGUCACGGUCACAACUGUGGGUUACGGCGAUAUAACGCCAAAGUCUUGGCCCGCCAAAGUCGUCUCAGGAUGUUUGUGCUUUAUUAGCGUGCUCUUUAUGGCCAUGCCUUUGUCAGUGGUCGGCAACGCCAUGUCCGAAACCUGGUCGGACCGGCAUCGCAUUUUGCUGGUGACCCGAGCCAGACGGAGAUUGAAAACUUGGGGCGUUUCCGCCGACGACUUGCCGAAUAUCUUCAAAAAAUUCGACGCCGACGGCAACGGUGAGCUGGGCAUGGAUGAGUUUAUUGACUUCAUUUCGCGGAUGAAGGUUGGGAUCAAGCCUUCAGAGGCUUCUGACCUUUUCUUGGCGUUUGACACGGACGGCAGUGGAGGCAUUGACGAGAAAGAAUUCAUGAAGACCCUCUUCCCCGUAGACUAUCGCCGUAUCUACCGACGCGCGUCGACCGCGGCUUAA